AUGGAUGCACUUGCUCAUGCCUCCGCCCGCCGCAUCGCAUGCCACGCCGACCUCCCGCUGCCGUCGGCGCCACCUGUGCCGCGCCAGCCUCCCUCCGUCACCCCUCAUCGUCCAGCCUCCCCCUACACCUCAAGCACCGCCUGCCUCGCCCUCGCCGCCACCGCCGGCAUACUCCAAGCUCGUGCCCAGCUUGACAGCAAAGCUACAAGUUUCAUCAGCGUAGACUGUGGCCUCCCGGGGAAGACGAGCUACGUGGACGACAAGACCAAGAUUUCCUACGCGGCGGACGACGGCUUCACCGACGGCGGCUCGUUCCACAACAUCUCGGCGGAGUACUUCGCACCGGCGCUCUCGGCGCGCUACUACAACGUGCGCAGCUUCCCCGACGGCGCGCGCAACUGCUACACGCUCCGGUCGCUCGUGGCCGGGCACAAGUACCUCAUCCGCGCCACCUUCAUGUACGGCAACUACGACGGCCUCAGCAAGCUGCCAAUCUUCGACGUCUACAUCGGCGUCAACUUCUGGAUGAUGGUCAACAUCACGGACCCCGCCGGCUCGACGCUCCUGGAGGCCAUCGUCGUCGUGCCGGACGACUUCGUGCAGGUUUGCCUCGUGAACACCGGCACCGGGACACCGUUCAUCUCCGGGUUGGACCUCAGGCCUCUCAAGAAGAAGCUCUACCCGCAGGCAACCGAGACGCAAGGCCUGUCCUUGUUCGGUAGAUGGAAAUUCGGGCCGACCAGUAAUACCGAAAUCAUCAGGUACCCCGACGAUCCACGCGACAGAGUAUGGACACCUUGGGACUCGCCAUCAAAUUGGACCGAGAUAUCAACGACGAGGCCGGUGCAGCAGACAUACGACGACCUGUUCGAGGUGCCAACGGCGGUGAUGCAGACGGCUAUUGUCCCAAUGUUUGCCACAGACAACAUCGAGCUCGCAUGGGUAGCCUACACACAGCCCAAGGACCCGUCGCCGGGGUACAUCGCCAUCAUGCACUUCUCCGAGCUGGAGCUCAGCCCCCCCAGCCGUGAUGUGCGAGAAUUCUACAUCAACCUCAACGGCAACAUGAUGUACAGCAAGGGCUACAAGCCAGUGUAUCUCUACGCCCACGCCAUCUACAACACCAACCCCUUCCUACGAUACCCGCAGUACAAUAUCUCCAUCAACGCCACCUAUAACUCGACGAUGCGACCGUUCAUCAACGCCAUGGAGGUGUACUCCGUUUUCUCCACCACCACCAUUGGCACAUAUGGUCAGGACGCUUCUGCCAUGAUGGUGAUCAAGGAAAAGUAUCAGGUGAAGAAGAAUUGGAUGGGUGAUCCGUGCAUUCCGACAGAAUUUACAUGGGAAAGUUUGACAUGCAGCUAUGAAAACUCCAAACACGUAAUAAAAAUAAACCUGUCCUCCAGUGGUUUGAGUGGUGAGAUAUCAUCUUCUUUUGGGGAUCUCAAGGCUCUUCAAUACUUGGAUUUGUCAAACAACAAUUUGACAGGUUCGAUUCCGGAUGCACUUUCACAGUUACCUUCAUUGACAGUAUUAGAUCUGACAGGAAAUCAACUCAAUGGUUCAAUUCCAUCUGGACUUCUCAAAAGAAUUCAAGAUGGUACCCUAAAUAUAAAAUAUGGAAAUAAUCCAAACCUCUGCACCAACGACAAUUCAUGUCAGGCAGCAAAACACAAGAGCAAGCUUGCCAUCUACAUAGUCGCUCCUGUAGUUCUGGUUCUGGUGAUAGUAUCAGUCACAAUACUACUCUUUUGCCUUCUAGGACAAAAAAAGAAGCAAGUUGCUCCAUUCUUCGCUUAUGAAGGAUCAAUGAACACUUCUAUAAAGCCGCAAAAUGAGGCGAACUAUGUGCCGACAAAUGACAGCGAUGGGCAUGGUUCAUCAAUGCAGCUUGAGAACCGACGAUUUACAUAUAAAGAUCUGGAAAAGAUAACGAACAACUUUCAACGAGUGCUCGGCCGAGGAGGGUUUGGGAAGGUCUACGAUGGCUUCUUGGAAGAAGGUACUCAAGUGGCAGUCAAAUUGAGGUCUGAAUCUUCCAAUCAAGGUGAUAAGGAAUUUCUCGUAGAGGCUCAAAUUUUAACUCGGAUUCACCAUAAGAACCUUGUCUCCAUGAUCGGUUAUUGCAAGAAUGGGAAAUACAUGGCACUUGUCUAUGAGUAUAUGUCAGAAGGAACCCUUCAAGAACACAUUGCGGGUAAAAGAAACAACGGGAGACAUUUAACCUGGAGGGAGAGGCUUCGAAUAGCGUUAGAAUCCGCUCAAGGGCUAGAGUACCUACACAAGUGGUGCAAUCCGCCUCUUAUUCAUAGAGAUGUGAAGGCUACCAACAUUCUAUUGAAUGCGAGGCUAGAGGCUAAGAUUGCUGAUUUUGGCUUGUCCAAGUCAUUCAAUCUUGAGAAUGGCACCCAUGUAUCUACGAACACGCUUGUUGGUACUCCCGGAUACGUGGAUCCAGAGUACCAAGCAACAAUGCAACCAUCGACCAAGAGUGAUGUCUAUAGCUUUGGUGUCGUCCUGCUAGAACUGGUAACAGGAAAGUCGGCUGUCCUACGUGAUCCAGAGCCCAUAAGCAUUAUCCAUUGGGCGCAACAACGCCUAGCACAGGGUAAUAUCGAAGAAGUGGUGGAUGCAUGUAUGUGUGGCGACCAUGAUGUAAUUGGUGUAUGGAAGGUUGCGGACAUCGCAUUCAAGUGUACCGCGCAGGUAUCAGCGCGACGGCCCACUAUGACUGACGUGGUUGCGCAGUUACAAGAGUGCCUUGAGCUUGAGGAGGAGCAUUGUGCCGUCAAUGAUGCAAACAACAACUUCUACACCAGCAAUAACAGCAAACCUAACUCAAGUUAUGACACAUACGCCGCUGACCACUCUAUCGAUGUGAGUCAGAACAGUGUUGCAUUUGAGAUGGAGAAAAAUUUUGGAAGGAUGCCAUCAACAGCCCCCGGUCCCGCCACACGAUAAAUUCUUUUGCCCAUCUGAUCUGAAUGCUGCCAUUUCCAGGGAGAUAUCUCUAUGGAAGGUUUAAACAAUGUUGUUUUACCAAAUUAAAAUACAAAUGUACAAAUUAAUUUCAAAAACUCAAGAUUUUGGUUUGGAACUCAGAAUUCAUGUACUUGUCUCCUCUUUGAGUGGAAUUAUUGUCGCCUACUAUUCUU
Molecule: messenger RNA, 3158 nt
Organism: Oryza sativa Japonica Group (Japanese rice)
Lineage: Eukaryota; Viridiplantae; Streptophyta; Magnoliopsida; Poales; Poaceae
Source: RefSeq, a predicted model, not a curated record